Podospora pseudocomata is the source of this 2023-nucleotide messenger RNA. RefSeq lists its product as uncharacterized. The coding region runs from base 533 to 2023 and encodes 496 amino acids. The transcript has 5 exons. The record is from RefSeq and is a predicted model, not a curated record. NCBI's taxonomy places the organism in Eukaryota, Fungi, Ascomycota, Sordariomycetes, Sordariales, Podosporaceae.
CUUCUGCGCUGGCUCAAGUGUCAUCCGAACUUUUUGUAAUCUUGAGAUCACAUAUGCUUCCACCGCCGCCGAUCUCGUCCAUCCGGCACCAACAGUACCAAACUACUGCCCCAUGCAACAUGCCCAACCCACCAUCUCGCUGCCGUCCGUCCCUGUCCGUGCGCAUCUUCCCUAUUGCCCAAGCAUGAGAAUUGCCGAAGUUAUAUCUUCAGGCGGAACCGAACUUCUGCUUCCUCUCCCCAAGAAGUUCUUGGCCCAACCGAGACAACGUCACAUCGGUUCCCGUCUCUGCCAUUUGACAGAUACCUCUCGACCCUUUUUUGCUUCAUUCUUUCUAAACCGACAUUCGUUUUGUGUUCCCUCCCCGGCUACCCUACCCCACGAGCUAAGGUCAACCAAGAAGCUGUCAAACCACUCCGUCGGGACUUGAAGCUUUCCUAGUGUGUAUGGUUGCAACACUAUGUUGGAGCGUCCAGGGCGAAUAGCAGGACAAAGUUGGAUCGAUUGCUACCAUACAUAGUCGUCAAUCACCAUGAUUGACACCGCCACCACAUUACCACCCAACCCCUCACCAGAUUCUCCACCUCCGCCAUCAUCAUCAUCAUCAUCACCACCACCGCCACCGCCGCCGCCGCCAGGGGCCCCAGUAGUCGACUUUGCAGGUCUAGCCCAUGACUCUCUUGUGGUCAAUAUCAUUGCCUCGGCUUCGAUAUGUUGGUUCAUCGCAGCCCUUUUUGUGGCCCUCCGAUUUUACACUAGAGGGGUCCUGAUCAAAGUGAUUGGGGGCUCAGAUUGGAGUAUACUUGUUGCCUUGAUAUUCGCUGGCGCAACAUGCGGAGGGGUGAUUGAACAAGCAACACACGGCGCAGGUCAGCACGUCUGGGAUCUUGACCCCAACGACACCCCCUCUGCGAUUGCCUGGGGCCGGGCGGCCUGGUACGGCAUCUUGUUCUACCUUAUCACGCUUUGCUUCUCCAAAAUCAGCAUCCUGCUGCUGUAUAUCCAUUUGUUCACCUUCAAGUGGGCGAGGUUGGCGGGGCAGAUCCUGCUCGGGAUUGUGAUCAUCACGCACCUGUUCAUGGCGCUGGCGACGUUUACGGCGUGUAUACCGCUGAAUAGCUAUUGGGAUUUUACCGUGGAGAAAAAGUACUGCCAUGCGCAGAGUGUUUGGUGGAGCAAUACGGGGAUGCAUAUGGUGACUGACUUUUUGAUCUUUUUGUUGCCCAUGCCGGUUGUCUGGUCCAUCCGCCUCCCUCGCCGCCAGAAGCUGGCAUUGUCGGGGGUGUUUGGUUUUGGGUUCUUGGUCUGUUUUAUUUCUAUCCUUCGAUUGAUGCAGCUUAUUCGGGUUCAGACCGACCUUGAUUUCACCUACGCCGCCGCCGAGCUCAGCUAUCUUACCGCGGUUGAGGUUAACGGUGCUAUUGUUUGCGCAUGUGUCAUGACGUUGAAACCUUUUAUCGCCAAGUUCUUCCCUGGGCUUCUCAGCUCGAGGGCAUCGGGAUCGUCGAAUGGGCAGAGUGGUGCGGGGGAUAACAACCAGUAUUAUAAUUACGCGGAGGGGCGGAUCAACGGACGAGGGCCUCCUACGAUUGGGAGCAGGCCGUCAAAGGGAGUGCGGAAUGACUUGGGGUCGUUGGCCAGUCCGACGGAUUUGCAGUAUGGAUUCCAGGGAUUGGGGUCGUCGGGGGAGGAGUCGGAGAACUUUCAGGAAAAGGGAGGGAGUAGGAGGAACAGCAAACAUUGGCUUGGGGUGGUGGAUGGGGGAGCGAUGGGGGUGAGGGGGAAUCAUGAUCGGUAUGUGGAGAUUAGGGAUGGGACGGAUUCUGGGUGGGCAGUGGAUGUUGAGAGGGGGAAAAGCUUGAGUUCUAGUCCUGUCAGCCCGAGGUCUCCGGUUAGCAGGAGUCGGCCGGGGGAGGAUGCUCGGAUGGAUUAUAUGCUCAGGACGGGGAGGUUAAGUCCUGGGGCUGCGGUGCCGGACGACAAGAUUAGGGUUGAUACGAGGGUUACUAUCACAAAGGAGUAG